AUGAAGUUUUUAAAUAUUGUUAAUAUGAGAAAUAAAAGGAGAUGCCCGAUAAUAAUGCUCGUAACUGUCAUCCUGAUGACAAGCACUCUAUACAACACAUUCAACGUUGUUUACAAGCGAUUAACAAACGCGAUUGAAGAAAACCUUCACAAAAGAAACGCGGAUGUUGUUAUAAUAUCCAAAUCUUAUUUCAGUAACGAUGGUUUUAUAAGCCCAAUAAUUCAUCUUCCCAUCCCAAAGCAGGACGACAUAAAGUACCGGAACGAAUUUUGGCAGGUUCACCAAAAAAUUCACGACGUCGCUGAUGACAAUCGAUCUAACUCUCCACUCGCGACACCAGACCUCGAUGAAAUUGUGGCCUACUUCAGCUACCACGACGACCGGCGACAAGUGAUCCAGCAUACAGGCAGUAGAUGGGUCCGCGUGCUGGCAGUCAAGAAAUUAAACAAACAUCCAACUUCUGUGUUUUGCCAGAUGUGGUUUCAUGGUGAGGAUGAACAAAUUAACGGCUAUGGAAAAGUGGAAGAGCGCUUACUUGGAACACCCACUGUUCGAAUUGUUCGGGCAAGAGUUCAUGCAACUGGCCGAGAUCACAAUAUUUUGAACCUUAGAAACAAAACAUCAUCGGCAAAACUGAACGUGGAAGACGAUCAUUUAAGGUAUGGUCAGUUCUUAUUCUCGUGUCCGAUUGGUUCGAAAAUUAAAAUUACGCCCAAAUUUGUUUCACUGGCCUUCAGUAAAUAUGAAAAAUCUUCCAUUAUGCUUCCGGUUUACGAUUUUCCAGAAGAUAAUGCCAGUCUUGAUAUGGAAAAUGAGAAAAAUAAUGUGGACCAAAUAUUUAUGAAGGACAGUCAUGCAUACGUGGUUGAAGAUGUUGAAGGUGAUGCUGACUACGAGGAAGGCAUUGAAAAAAAUUCUGAAGCAAGCAUCAACAAAACUGCUGAAGAUUCAAAUGAUGGAAACUUCAGAUACGAAUUUGUUGUCUGCGUAGACGGGUCUUACGGGAAGCUGAAUGUGAAGGAAUUCAUCGAGUGGAUGGAGUUGAACAUUCUGCUGGGAGUAUCUCACGUCACCUUACACAACGUGACCUGGAGGGCAGAUGAACAAGUCCAGUCAGUCCUACAACACUACGAAGAAAGGGGUCUUCUCAAGCUCUAUGGCAUAUCUUCUGCCUUUGAGAACUGGCAGCCCAUUGUUUAUUCGAACCUCAGUUCAAGGGACAUCUUUGAGCCAAUAAGUCUCGGGAGUCCGUCAGCGUUGAAUCACUGUUACUGGAGGUACACGAAGUUGGCUAAGUGGGUGCUUGUGAUAGAUUAUGAUGAAAUAAUCAUACCGCAACAAGUUCUGACGUACCAAGAAAUGUUCAAAGAACUUCUCCAGAAAAGCAAAAAGUCCGAUAAGAAAAAAAAGUGGGAAACUCCACACACCUUUGUCUUUUCAAUGGCUUAUCAUUUCAGAACGUGGCCUAAAAUUUCCAAAACAAGCAACAGUUCUUACAACAUAGAAUCCAACCAAACCGUCGAGAACCUGCUCCAGAGUGAUGACUCGAACUUCAGUCCACACCGAUAUCGGUUAUAUACCGAUAGAUUUCAUUACAGAACCAAUCCUCUGAGCAGCUGGACAGCUCCAAAAUCAUUCAGCGACCCACGACGCUGUCUUUCAGUUUUCAACCACUACUGCUACAUUCACCUUCCUGGAGAUGUUGGAGAGAGUUUCAACGUUGGAAACGACGUUGGCAUGGUUCACCAUUACAGAACUAAAUGCCCAAGGUCUGAUGAAGAUUGUGAAAAGUUCGCUCCUGGAAAAAUUUACGACUCAAACAUUGAUCGAUAUUUUGAGGUUUUGAAGAAAAAUGUUAAAUUAGUUUUUGACAAAAUUUUGGUAUAA
Helobdella robusta is the source of this 1887-nucleotide messenger RNA. RefSeq lists its product as hypothetical. The transcript has 3 exons. Bases 1 to 1887 code for a protein of 628 amino acids. NCBI's taxonomy places the organism in Eukaryota, Metazoa, Annelida, Clitellata, Rhynchobdellida, Glossiphoniidae. The record is from RefSeq and is a predicted model, not a curated record.